Messenger RNA from Beauveria bassiana ARSEF 2860, 1380 nucleotides. Its product is annotated as MFS transporter, putative. The record is from RefSeq and is a predicted model, not a curated record. Bases 1 to 1380 code for a protein of 459 amino acids. Gene Ontology annotation, cellular component: membrane. The transcript is spliced from 4 exons. NCBI's taxonomy places the organism in Eukaryota, Fungi, Ascomycota, Sordariomycetes, Hypocreales, Cordycipitaceae. Gene Ontology annotation, biological process: transmembrane transport. Gene Ontology annotation, molecular function: transmembrane transporter activity.
AUGCUCCUUGUUUCGACGCUAUAUGUCUUUAGCGACAUCUCGCGCUACCUCGCGUGCCUGAAGCUUCUCAGCCAGAUCAUCUGCCAAGAGCACUACUUAAAGCAUGACGACCCGUCUGUCGCCAGCGCCAGCAGCAGCCUCUCCGAGGACAUGUGCGCCGUGCCAGCCGUUCAGCAGCGGCUGGCGCACAUAUCCGGCAACAUGUUGUCUCUGGGGGCGGCGCUGAACUUCAUCUUUACUAUACCCUACGGACUGAUGCUGGACAGGCUCAGCGAGCGACUGGUGAUUGCCCUGAACGUGACGGGGUUUGUAUGCUCGAGCGCGUGGCUCGUGGUGGUGUUCUGGUUCUCGUCUCUGUUCCCAGUCGAAGCUGCUGUGGUCGCUCCGAUAUUUUCCGCCAUCGGUGGUGGAUAUUCGGUGUUUGACUCGGUCACCAUGGUCAUUGUAGUUAGGCAUGUCCCCAAAAAGCACAGGUCAUUGUGCUUCGGAUUCUUUUUGGCAGCUGCCCUCCUCACGCAGGCCGUGAGCCUCUCCUUAACGGGUUCACUGCUAGAGGGCGGAUACCUGUUCACGCCUAUACUGCUCAAUUUUCCGCUCGGCAUUCUUGCAGUACUCCUCGUUGUCAUGAUGCCAAGUGGCGCGCAGUCAAUGCGUAGUAUGACGGCUGGUCAGGCGUUGAUAACGUGGCCGCUGCUUCGGCAGGAGAUCAAGUCGACGGUGACGGCAACGGGAGGCUUGGUGUCUGACCCACGCGGACUUGGUUUGCUCCUAGUCGUUCCUCUAGCUAAAAUGGCAGACCCCCUCACCGAGGUAAUUCUCCUUUACGUGCAAAAGAGAUUUGGCAACUCGUUCGCCUAUGCGAGCCGUGUCUUGACUUUCCAGACUAUGGAAGGCCUAGUCCUUCUAGCAGGGGUUAUACCUCUGUUGAAUAUGCUUUUGCAGAAACGAUUUCACAUGCCAUCGACAAAAGUUGAUCAGCUCAUUACUCGUUCAAGCUUCGCUCUGCUGAGCGUAGGGGCACUUGUGAUGGGCAUCUCUCAGACCUGGGCCCUAUACAUGAUCGGAAUAAUGGUUUUUACCCUCGGAUGGAGUGCGGGACCGGCCCUCAAAUCGGUACUGACCGACAUGGUCUCACCGCACAACAUUGCAGCGCUAUACACACUCAUCGCGCUGUGUGACAGCGUUGGCACCAUGGUCGGGCCGCUAAUAUUCAACCGCAGCUAUGCCCUCGCCACCGGCUGGGCCGACGAAUCGCUCAUGGGACUGCCAUUUCUUCUUGCGUCGGGAUUGUUUCUUCUAGGCGGGCUAGGGACACUGGUCCGCGGACGGCAAGUGAGCGGUGCUGGUGAAUGGAUGCGCAUGAGUACGGUCUCGAGGUAA